Molecule: messenger RNA, 2403 nt
Organism: Silurus meridionalis
Lineage: Eukaryota; Metazoa; Chordata; Actinopteri; Siluriformes; Siluridae
Gene: lrmda
Product: leucine rich melanocyte differentiation associated
Exons: 7
Coding region: 217-915 (232 amino acids)
Biological process (GO): melanocyte differentiation
Molecular function (GO): protein binding
Source: RefSeq, a predicted model, not a curated record
UGACUUGAACGCUGGCGCGCGCUUCCUUCUCAGAUCAGCUGACUCCGGGCAUGCGGAAGAAGUACAUUAGAAACGUUAGCUGGCGAGAAGCAAAGAAUCAACAACAUCAACAACAAAGUUACAAUUCGGAAAGUUUCGACUAGGGAAAGAAAGAGCAGGUUUGUAGCAGGGGUGCUUUUAAUAUAGAACACGUUUCAGUGCUGUCAGAGAGCUGGAAUGGCACACACCGAGUCAGGGGUUGUUGUGAAUGGAACUCAGGUGUCCUAUAUCGGACAUGAUUGUGAGCUCAUCCCAGAGUUCCUUGCAGCCAAUUAUGGAAGCUCUGCAAAGCGACUUGAUCUUAGCUUCAACCAACUCAGGUCACUGACAGGCCUGAAAGCGUUCAGCCAACUGGAAGAGCUGAUUGUGGACAACAAUCUUCUCGGAAAUGACCUCCGGUUGCCCAGGUUACCGCAGCUCCAUACCCUAACACUCAAUAAGAACCAACUCUCAGACAUUGACGCCUUGCUUGAGCAUUUGCAGGAAGUGACACCAGCUCUGGAGUACUUGAGCCUGCUGGGAAAUGAGGCCUGUCCAAAUCAGCUGGUCAGCUUGGAUAAAGAUGAAGACGAUUACCAGAGAUACAGGUACUUUGUGCUGCAUAAACUGAGGAACCUGAAGUUCCUGGACAGCAGGAGAGUGACUCAGAGAGAACAUCUGGAGGCUGAGGCCCGCGGCGCAUUCAUGAAAGUGGUCAAGCCUAAAACCGAGCAGGCUCGUAGCGAUUGCAGAUCAGACACCACUCCUUUGCCGUAUACUCCUCUACCCAGGUCCAAAGAUUCCAAAAACCCUAAAGGGGUGUUCGCCAAGUGCCGUUACAUCUACUAUGGCAAGCAUUCAGAAGGCAAUCGCUUCAUCCGCAAUGACCAGCUCUGAUGGCAGGCCAGGACAAGCAGCGGAGCUUUAUAAAGAUGUCUUCCUUCGUAUCUUUAUUAAUAUCCACAAUACCACGUGCAAUUUAAGCAGCUGAAUACAGCCCUGAGUGUGCCAUCCAUGCCAUCUCUCAUCUCUCGCACUCUGCCUGAGUCGUGCCACUCACACUGACAUUAUUGCCUUUAACCAGCCCUAACACACAUGCACACACACACACUCACUCAGCAAGUGACUCUGCUGACAGCUACUGCUACAUGAUGGAUUGCCAUAUCCAAAUGCUACACUCUGCAGGUCAAAGGUCACACCUGAGGCUGCAGUGUGCCCAUGAGGACACACAGGAUGAGCCCUCCUCAAAGUCAAAGCUAAAGUUAAACACACAGAAACACACACACACACACACACACACACACACACAGAGACUGUUCAUUCCACAUAUUCACAUCACUCAGUUUCUCUUAAUGUACUUCUUAACUCAUUCAGUGCUCAUGUCUUUAAGUGCUUCUCAACUGGUUAUACUCUUCAGAAAUGUUACUCAAAUAAUUUGCUUUAAAUAAGUGUACAUUUUUAACAAAAAAAUAAUGAACUUGUAUUCCCACAUUUAUGAUGUUUAUUGGUAAAUGAAGGGCAUUUACAGACACUUGCACUGUGGCCUUGUGUGUUCAUGUAUACAUGCAGUGAUAUGGUUUUGUCUGUGCGUAUAUGUGUGCGCGCGCGUAUGUGUGUGCUUGUGUGUGUGUGUGUUUGCGCAUACACUGUGUGAAGUUGGUGUGUUGCGGGGGCAGAUGUUUCCGUGCAGGAGCCUGGAGGAGCUGGGAAAGUGCGUGGUAAUGAGCUUUGCUCUCGUUGCUUGGGUCCAGGAGAGGGAAGAGAGAGACAGGCGAGACGGAGCAGCAGGACUGAGGGGAGGGAGAGAAGUCAACAACUUCUUCCAUUCCACUUCUGAUUGCCUCCUCAUGUGAUAUGCAGACAAUUUUAAUGACUUGCUCUGUAACUUUUGUUUAUAAGAAGAAGAAAAAAAAACAAACAGCUUUUGCUGCAUUGUUUCUGCAGUGGCCUUAACAUUUAGGUAGAGAUUUAAUACACUCGAGACAUGUUUAUCCACUUACAUUUUUAUUCAAUUUGUUUUGUAAUAUGUAUCUUUGUGAAUAUAGUGUUAUGCAUUUUUAUAUAGAGAUUUCGAGACAAAUAGCAAAUUAUACUAAUUACACAUUAUUUACACAGUAGUAACCAAAGAUACUGUUAAAAUAUUAAUGGUUUAAGAAUAUCUAUCUAUCUAUCUAUCUAUCUAUCUAUCUAUCUAUCUAUCUAUCUAUCUAUCUAUCUAUCUAUCUAUCUAUCUAUCUAUCUUCAAAUUUGUUUCUGAUUUGUAAAGGACAUUGUCAUUUUUUAGAUAUGUCUUAUACACUGUGUAUAGCAUUGUCCUGUACAGAGAGAAAUAUAGUGGUGGAUGUAAAAAAAAAUAAAUAAAAAAACAGGUGAAGGCAGAGCUCA